Molecule: messenger RNA, 2349 nt
Organism: Prorocentrum cordatum
Lineage: Eukaryota; Dinophyceae; Prorocentrales; Prorocentraceae
Source: the annotation of a GenBank genome assembly
AUGUCGGAGGAGAACGGCGCCAUUCGUGCUGGAGUGUUGCAAGACGUUCAGGAAUGGCUCAGCACUAUGCGAGAGCGCUUGGAGUUUUUUGGGAUGGAGGUGGCAAAUUGGUCGAACAAGCAUACGAAGGCGAUAGAGGACGUCAAGAGACUUAGCAACGAUAGCACAGAGAGACUUCAUGCGCACCAUGUGGCAAUGGCGGAGCGCACUGACCAUGUGGAGAGCACGAUGACCAAGUUCUCUGAGAAGUACUGCAGGAUGCUGUCAGACCUGCACCACCAACAUGCGGAGCUCAGCAGUAACAGCGAGUCCAUACUGAGCACCAUGCGGGAUCGCUUGGAGUUGUUCGGGACGGAGAUGAGGCAUUCAUCUAGCAGUCAUGCGAAGGCGAUAGAGGACGUCAAAAGAACUAGUGACGACAGUGCACAUAAACACCAUGCUCGCCACUUGGCAAUCGCGGAGCGUCUUGAUCAUCUGGAGAACACGGUGGCCGAGGUCUCCGAGAGGCACUGCAGGAUGCUGUCGGACUUGCAGCGCCAGCACGCCGAGCUCAGCAGCGGUGGGGAGUCUGUGCCAGACCGCGUGACCCGCGUGGAGCAGCAGCAGCGCGAUUCCGCGGACAGGUUUGCCAAGGAUCGAGCGCGUCGACGCCCUCGAGCGGGCGGCUCGAGACGAGGCUGGCCGGCAGGCCAAGGAGCUCGCGGCCCUGCGGCAGGGGCACCAGGAUCGGAGGAACUGCGGCAGGCGCACCUGGAGCACGCUGGACACGUGUCCCGCGCCGCCGUCGAAGAGAGAAUCGGCUCCGUCGAGAGGCGCGGCUCGAAGCAGGUUGACGAUCUGCGCGGGGAGCUGCUCCGGCACAGGGCUCUCACGGAGGGGCGCCUCGAGGCCUGCGAGGCGCUCCUGCACCGAGAGUUGUCCAGCGCGCAGGACCGCGCCCGCUUGAUCGCCAGGGAGCUGCAGAGGGACGUCGACACCAAGACUGCCCUCGUGAACAAGCUCACGAGGUCGGAGUCGAGUCCCUCCCUGUCGUCGGCCUCGCUCAGGGUCGGCCGCGGUGCGCAGAGCUCCACGCCGAGCCUGUGCUCCCUGGCCCAGAGCCGGUGGGGCAGCGGAGCGCUCCGCAGGGGCGAGGUGGCACGCUUGCCACUGGACGCGGAGAGCGGGAGGCUCAACAUUUUGUUUGGGCCAGCUUUCUUCAAGGUUUCGACCGACGCGCUUCAGGUCCGGCUCCCUGAGGGCGAGGAGCCUGCUGACUCAGUCUCGCUCGGGUGCGUCCGCGCACCGUCGGCGGUCAGGGUCCUAGGCCUGAGAGUCACGGACAUCGAAAUCAUCACAGCUACCAUCAAUGUUCGAUUCAGCGCGUUGUUGAUGGAUUGGGUCCUUCGGUCUCAGAGAAGAUUCAUCUCCAAGAGGGACUCUGGCCCCAGCACCCUCGAGCCAGACACCGUGAGCAUGACCUACUCCGACGCCCUGCUGGCGCAGUCGUCCCUGACGGCCUCAUUCGCUCUGGGCGUCGACGCCGCCUUCCUGAGCCUUUCGCAAGAGUUCAUGUACCUUGUCUUUACGGCCAUGGGUGGCUCGUCAACGGUCGGUGACAUGCUCGCCCUCGCUCGCACGUUCCGCGUCCCGAUGGACGCCAUCACCCGGGCUGGCUUCCGUCAGUUGCUGUUCCUUGUCUUGCUCGCCACCUACCUCGUCAUCGGCCCCUUCUCGCAGCCCGAGCGCGUCCUCCUCCACGAGCAGCCGCGCCGCGGACCCCCGCGCUUCUUGGCCCUCGCCAGGUAUGGUGGCGAGGAGACGCUCUUCUUCCAGCUACUCGUGCUGCUCUGCAGGGUACACUCUGCGCUCUCGCUCGGGGCGCGGGGAUUCCUGCGCCGCGUCUCCCUAGCGCUGGCGGCGGCCCUGCCGCGCCCCGCGGGCUGCGGCCCCGCGGCUGCGGGCAGGACGACCUUCGCCCUGUGCCCGGGCGCCUCGGCCAAGUCCGGCCUCAGGGAGGCCGACCGCAAGGUGGGCGUGGCGCGAAGAGCGGCGGCCGUGGACGCCCCGCCCGGAGGAUGGCCCACGCUGUCCGUCAUCGUGCUCAGCCCUGAGAGCAAGGCCGCGAACCGCUUCGCGAUAGACCAGCUGGCCGAGCAGGAGACUAUCCCGUCGAGCAGAUCAGAGAGAUUCUUGUUCGCGACGCCGAGGGCUUCAGGGACUCGGCCCCGCAGGCUUUCCGGCCCCUGCUGCGCGAGCUCACGGAUGCGUCCAAGGCGAACGUACUCAUCGCCAGCCAGCUCGAGGCGUGCAGCGGCGAGAUGGUGGCGAUCUGGGGCGACGACCAGAUCUCGACGUCGAGCAGGCUGA